CGCUCUUUAUCCUCACACAUCACCUCACCCUCACCUCACCUCACGCUCCCACAACCGCCACCCUGUCUAAACUCGCCGCUCUCGCUCGCCGCGCUUUCGCCCUCACACAAACCCGCCUCCUCCAACGCCGCCCACCACCACACACACAAGCAACCCACACAAUGGCGGUGCGCGGCCCCACCGCCUCGACAAAAGAAGACGACGCCUCGAACGCGGCCAACACGAACAAGCUGAUCUUCGCGCCCGGAGACAGCGGGCUGGGCAGCCAAGCGGGGCAAUUCAGCAAAGGCGCGCUGGAGCAAACGGACCUGGACGCGUCGCCCUUCGCGCAAUUCCACGCCUGGUUCGGCGCGGCCCAAGCAGCAGGGAUCGCGCAUCCAGAGACAGCGACGCUCGCGACGGCCGAGCUGCCGUCCGGGCGCGUGUCGGCGCGCAUACUGUACCUGAAGGAGCUGGACGGGCGCGGCUUCGUCGUGUACAGCAACUGGGGCAGCAGUCGGAAAGCGGCGGACGUGGCAUCGAACGGGCACGCGGCGCUGACGUUCUGGUGGGAGGGGCUGGAGCGGCAGGUCCGUGUGGAAGGGGUGGUGGAGCGGCUGGCCGAGGCCGAGAGCCAGGCGUACUACGACACGCGGAUACGGGGCAGCCGGGUCGGGGCGUGGGCGAGUGCGCAGAGCAGCGUGUUGGCCAGCCGGGAGGAGCUGGAGACGCGCGUCGCGGAGGUCCAGAGGCGCUUUGAGGGCGUCGACAAGAUCCCGGUGCCCCCGUUUUGGGGCGGCGUGAGGAUCGUGCCGGAUGUUGUGGAGUUUUGGCAAGGCAGGGAGAGCAGGCUACAUGAUAGGUUUAGGUACACGAAGGAGGGGAGCGAGUGGAGGGUUGAGCGGCUGAGUCCGUGAGGGUUGGGGUUUUUGGAAUGAGCGGUUGCAUCGCACGGCACGUACAUUCAUACAUGUUCACGAAACGGCAAAAUGAUGAAAAAAGACAAUAUCAGGAGCUCCCCGGGAAGAAUUCAGAUCUCCACUUACCUACUCUGAUCAUCUCUGUCUGUCAUGUUAUUUUAUUCAAUCAACUCAGAACUCAACCCAGUCCAG
This is a messenger RNA of Aplosporella prunicola CBS 121167, 1091 nucleotides long. RefSeq lists its product as uncharacterized. The transcript has a single exon. The coding region runs from base 162 to 896 and encodes 244 amino acids. Gene Ontology annotation, biological process: pyridoxine biosynthetic process. Lineage: Eukaryota; Fungi; Ascomycota; Dothideomycetes; Botryosphaeriales; Aplosporellaceae. Gene Ontology annotation, molecular function: pyridoxamine phosphate oxidase activity; FMN binding. The record is from RefSeq and is a predicted model, not a curated record.